AUGAAAAUUGGCUUAACUAUAUUCUGUAUAAUUUUAUACGCAUCUGCUUUAUCGUGUGUUUCCAACGUCUAAUACUACGAUAUAUUUGCGUCAGAGAAUGAGACUUAGGAAUGGGACAUGAACACCUUAUUUUUUACGGGAGAAAGUUUAAAGUUCAACAUCACUCAAGAAAGCAAUUUUUUUGAAGUUUUAAAUCCUUUACAUCAACUUGGCUCAUCAAAAAAUGCUUAUGAGGUGAAGAUUCUUUCUUUUAAACCUUUACAUUAAAACGACAAUGGAGGUUGGGCUAAUGCUUUCGCAGCUUUAGGUCAGAACUAAACAUAUUAUCAAGUUUUAUAUUCCUAAGAUGGUAUUUUAAAUCAAGUAAACGUUCCAAUUUUUAAUGAAUCCAUCAGAGUGAGAGAAAUUACAGAUAAUUUUAGAUGCUUUGAUUUGGAUUUCAUAUCAGAAACAAAAAUUGUUAUUGAUUGCACUUUGCCGUAUUCUGAUAUAACAGAAGCUCCUAUAAGUGGUUUCUUUAUAAUAGAUGUUAAAGAAUAGAGUUAUUUUGGGAUUGAAUUACUUGAAGAUACAUAAGAUUACAAUGAUACAUAAUAUAGAAUACUAUAAUUCCAUAAGUCUACAUUUGAAAAUUAAAAUGAAGCACGCUUAUUAUUUAGAAGUGAGCCCGCUUGGGGAACUUAAAGGGCAUAAUAGAAAUAGAUUUUAGAGUAAGAUAGCAAAAUAAAUGUAUUUUCAUUUACAAGCAAAUUUACACUUUUAUAGCCAACUCCUGUUACAGUUUUAACAAAAACAGUUUUAGCAAAAUUAUUAGGGGUCGAUGAGGGUAAAUUUACAUUUUAAUUGGUCGAUUUAUAAAUAGAAGCUAAUGGUAGAAUAAAUGUUUUAGAUGCAUUUAAUGGUGUAUAUGUACUAAAUUUUAAGGAAAAAAACUAAGAGUGGUAAUUAGAGAAUGUGAUUACCAGUGUAUUUGUGAGUACUUGUUUUGGGUUUAAUAUUCAUAACUUCAUUAAUAAGGAUGGGACUGUUACCUAGAGGAUGGUUCUCGUUUAUACAAAUAAGCUAUUAUUGUUAGAAAAUGGAUUAAUAAAAUUUGGAAUAUAAAUACCUGUUAUAGAAUGGUAUAAUACAUUUUAAAUCAAAUUGACUCAACAUUAUAUUAUUCUUAAAAUAAGAAAAACAAUAUAUAUUUACAAAGUAGAAAAUGGAAAAAAGGUCAUUUCACAGGAGGAAGAUUUCGAUAAAAUAUUGGCUAAUCCCAAUUACGAAGACGUUAUUGGAAUUAAUUCUUUAACUGCAAAACGAUUUUUCCUCAAUGAUGGUUUAUUAAAAUUGAAUAGACAGGAUAAAGCUACUUCUAAUAAUAAAAUUGUUACACUAAAAGCUGAAACUAUAGAAUAACCAUCAAAAUAAUGUUCAUUGACUAUUAAUUUAAAAGUUCUAAAAUAGAAUGAUCCAUAAAUUCUUAACUUUAAUAAUAAUCCAAUUAAUCCUAUUAUCACAAUUCCAUCUAAUCCAUUGCCUUUAGAAUAAAUUGCUUCAGGACCUAAUCUACAGUUUACAUCAGUAGAUUAAGUAGAAAAUGAAUUAUAAGACAAGAUUUCUUACACAAUUUAAUAAGUAAUGAAAUUAUCAAUUGGAAAUAUUCAUAUGCCAGAUCCCUCAGAUGUUAUUUACUAAGAUAUUUUAGUCAAUGAAAAUCCAUCCCAAUUUUAUUUGUUGUUUUAAGUAUAGACCAAAAUAGUCUAUAUUUAUACUUGCCAGCAAAUAUAUCCAAACUUAGAAAUCACGGAAUGCUAAAAUUAUAACACAUUUGGACUUCCUUCUAUCAUAGAUCAAAAUGUGGGUCACUUUUCAUGGUUCACUAAUUAUAACCAAUUAAUAAUUAUUCAUCAAAACUCACAAUUUAUAGUCAACAUUUAUUCUGUUAUGGAUGGGAAAGUGUCAAAUGUUUUUAGACUUAUGUAUGAUGAUAGAAGUUUUUUAAAUAAGAUAUCAUCAGUAGCAAUAAUCAAUGAUUACAUUUAUAUCGUCUAAUCUGGAUUAAAGAAAAUUUCAAUUUAUUAAUUAUAAGGUCCGUACUAAUAAUUACUUAUAAUUGAUUAGGAUAAGAUACAAAGGUUUGAGAUUAAUGGAUCUUUUACUCCAAUUAAAGUUUUUGGGCAUAAAAGUAAUAAUUUGGCAUUUAUACAAACCUAAACUUCUUUGUUGGUUGGAGCUUUCUCAAACAAGAAUUCUCCUUCCUUUGAGAUAUACAAAGAUAUUUCUAUUUCAGCUGGAUCGGAAUUAGGAGUAGCUAUUGGAGUUGACACCUUUUUCGUUGUACAAACUUUGAAAGGUGUAGAUCGAAUCGAAGAAUAUAAUUACUAACAUCUUCAAAACAUAUUUAAACUAAAAGACCUUCCAUUGUUCAAUUAUAAACUCUAAAAACCUUUAACCGUAGAUUAUUCAUUGAAGAACGGAUGGCUAUAUUUAAGAGCAACUGAUGGGUUAUAAACAGUUAUAUUAGUAUAUGAGCCAAAUGUCUUAGUUCACAGUUCUUUAAACAAAGUUAUAGAAACAAAACGACUUGUAAAGGAUGGAUUGAAUUUUGAUUUUGCCGUUGAUGGUGGAGAUUAAAUGUUUUUGUAUUACAAAAAUCUUUCUCAACAUCAAUUUGUCAGCAUUUUCUCAAAACCUUUCCUUUACUUCACUCCAAAAGCAGAUCAAGCGGAUUACGUUAAUAAUUAAAUUGUAGCAAUAUAGAUCGCUGGAUUUUCUGGGGUUACUCCAUUAUAUCAAUAAUCUUUAAUGACUAUACUCAACACCUAAAGUUAAUUAUUCAUUUCAUAAUCCUUAUUUGAUAGCAAAAAGAAGAUAUACCAGUUUGUAAAAUAAUCUGGAAUUUAAUUUAUAAAUAUGGGAAAUGAUUGGUAUUCAGGUUAGGUUACAAAUUUUGAUAUAAAAUGCUCUCAAUGCACAGGAUCAUUCCAUAUAAUAUCAAAUAUUUACAAGGUUGUAGAUGGUUAAUCCUACGGUCAAGUUAUGGAUGGCGCAUCAUUUGGAUUAGCUGGAUAAGUAUAUUAAACAAGAAACGCUUUGAUGUUUGAAGAUAUAAAUGGAUAAUUCAAGCUUAAAAUAUUAAUGGACUUGAAAACUGAAAGGUGCAAUUCUAUUUCAAUCUCAGCAGAUUACAAUUUCAUCUUGUCAGCUUUUUAAAAUGCUAACAAUGAGGCAGGUUUAUUUAUUCAUAAAUGCAAGUACUAAGAUGCUUGUUCUCAAUUUAGACAAGGUAUCUAAACUUUCAAAGGGUUGCAAAAGAUCUCCAAAACUUACAUGCCUGAUUCAAAAAAUAUCAUCAUUUUAAAUAGUCCUGACAAUUUUUCUGUUUAACAAAAUUUUAUAGUUGUGGCUAACUUGGAUGAUGAUGGCACUCAAUUCACCAUUUCCCAUAAGUAUGUUAUUAAUUACUAAUUUGUUGCAACAAAUUAAUUAUUCAUUGGUGAUUUUGACCUUAUCAAAUACCAAAUUAAUAAUUAUGUAUAUUCUACUCUCCUGUUUACUGAUACCAACAAUGGCAUCUAUUUUGCUCAUUUUACAUAUAAUGAUUAAGGAUAAUUAUUUAAAACUUCCUAUGAAUUAUUUAAGCUAAUCAAUUUCUCUGAUGAUUAAUUCUUUAUCAAUUAAGACACCAAGUUUUAAUAGGUGAAGGUUAUUUCAUCUUAAUUAAAUGGAAACAUUUUAUAACUGAAUGUGUUAAUUACCACUAAUAAUUAAGCUCAAUAUGUAUUUGCUUUUGACUUAGAUGCUUCAAAACCAUCCUUCGGGCUUCCUAUUAAAAAAUCAAGCACAUCUUUAUUAUAUGUUUUAACCCCUUAUGGAAAUUGGCCUUCUCUAAACAAAGCUUCUUACAUAGAUGGUAACGUGGCAAUCCCUUACACUGAUGGAUACAAAGUAGUCAUUGGAAUUUAUCCUCUAACAAGUGGUCGACCAUCAUCUGCCAAAAUUACACCAUUUACACAUUCUAUUUCAGCUGAUUAUCAUAAACUAAUCACCAGUGAAGACUUUUUUAUGAUAUUCAACAAAAAUGCUGGGUCUAAUUAUCCAUACUUGUCUGUUAAUAUUAACUAUGAUGCUAGAUAUGAUGAAUAUCUUGUAGAAAAAUAUUAAAUGAGAAGUGAUCCUUAAAUCGUUUUAAGUAAAACCACUAAUUAUCCAAAUGAACUUGUGAUUAACCUGUAUUUGAAAAAUGAUUUUAAUCAAAUAUAAGGUUAGACAACUUUACAAUCUAAGAGUUCAGUAGAUUAAAUAAAUAAUGUUGGAGAAGAAAUAAAUUUCUUGUCAUUAGCUUGA
Molecule: messenger RNA, 4332 nt
Organism: Paramecium tetraurelia
Lineage: Eukaryota; Ciliophora; Oligohymenophorea; Peniculida; Parameciidae
Exons: 5
Source: RefSeq, a predicted model, not a curated record